This is a messenger RNA of Gaeumannomyces tritici R3-111a-1, 1998 nucleotides long. RefSeq lists its product as hypothetical. Lineage: Eukaryota; Fungi; Ascomycota; Sordariomycetes; Magnaporthales; Magnaporthaceae. The transcript has a single exon. Bases 1 to 1998 code for a protein of 665 amino acids. The record is from RefSeq and is a predicted model, not a curated record.
AUGUCUUCGUCCGCUGCCGACUCUUCAGUGCCUUUCUCGACUCUUCCUCCUGGUUCUACGGCUGCCCCUCCCUCAAUCUACAGGCCUCUGGAUAAAGCUCGCCGCGAGAUACGCAUCCUCAAAAUCGCGCCGACAAACUUGGACAACUUCAUCCUUCACUGCUCCUUCAUCUACGCCUCUCUUGACUCGGACCUUCCGCGCUAUGAAGCCCUCUCCUACACGUGGGGCGAGCCGAUAUACACAGAAGGCCAAGUCCUCAUUGUCAACGGGGAACCUUUCCCAGUCCGUGAGAACCUCCUCGACGCCCUCCAGACGCUUUGCCAUACCGACGCCGAGACGGUGAUCUGGGUCGACGCCGUGUGCAUCAACCAGAGCGACAUCGGUGAACGCAACAGCCAGGUCACCUUCAUGCGCGACGUCUAUCGCGGCGCCGAGUGCGUGCUGGCCUGGCUGGGCGCCGCAGCCCCGCCCGAGGAGGAACAGGACGAGGAGCUGGCCUUCGCUCACAUGCGCAUUCUCGCGAGAGCAGAAGAGGCUAGUGACGCUCCUCGGCCCCGCCAUAUCUCCGACAUGUUUGAGCUCGGGGGCCCCCCAUCGCCGUCGGCACCGCCCCUGGUUAGAUUCCUGAAUAGGGCCUAUUGGUCUCGGACCUGGAUCAUCCAGGAGCUAGCGGUCGCAAGGGAGUGCUUGGUCGCCUCUCGCGCAUCCGGCCGGAGGGGUGCUUCGGACCUCGACUUUUAUUUCCGCCUCUUCUUGAAGAUGCCCCCAGACAUGAUGAUGGAUUAUUCCCGGGGCGGAAAGCCCCCGGAUUCUGGAUUUCUUGAGACAAUCGACGCCGUAUGGACGUCCAAGCAACCAGAGAGCUAUAAGCACCAAGAAAUUUGCAGGCUACGAUCGCUCCUCCACUCUACGCACGGGAGAAUGACCACAGACCCGCGGGAUCGCAUAUACGCUCUCUUGGGGUUGUGCGAUGCUUGUACUCGCGCCGACAUCGAGCCAGACUACGGGGGAUCGAUGACAAUGACCAAGCUGUACCGGGAUCUCGUGGCGCACUGCGUCCGGGCCGAGGGGUCGUUGGCAAUUCUGCUGGGGAACCGCCGGGCUCGGCCGUCAACGGCAGGGCUGCCCUCAUGGUGCCCGGACCUUGACGAUGACUUGCAUUGGCCGUCGAAGGCACUCGAUAAAGAUUACAAAGGAUUUGAUUACCGAUUCUCGCCCCAGAUACAAUUUGUCGAUGGAAAUGACGGAAUAUGCUUGGUGGCAAGGGGCUACCUGGUGGAUAUCAUCAGCGGCAGCGGACAACAACUCCCCCAAUUGCUAGGCCCGCCGUCAAGCUUCAAUCUCCCCCAGAUCAAACUCAAGGUUGCCGGUAUAGCAAUUGGGCUCCGCCGCUUCGUUCGCAAGGUCAAGUGCCAGUACAUAAGGCGUAAUCGCGGCCAACGGGCCGGUUUUGUCGGCACCCAAGCGUACAUGAAGGACGCCACCUGGCGGGCCAUGAUACGGGACUACGACGAUACGGGCCCGCAGAUGCCCGCACCGGCCGAGUAUGGAGAUAUAUUCUACGGGCUGGUCCCUCUGCCGGACCACCCGUCACCAUCACGCCUUCCGCAGCUGGAGGAACUGUUGAUUAAUGAGCUUUUGAGGGAGGAAAGAAAAUACUCUGGCCCGGACGUCGAGGGCGAUGCGUCUCUCCACGUCCCCGAGGACACCAGGAGGUUUCUUUCGCAGAUGGAACUUAGGUUCAUCCAUCGGCGCAUGUUCGUUACACUGCGAGGGUAUGUCGGCCUGGGCCCCCUACAUGUCCAACCCGAGGAUCACGUGUGCGUGCUGUACGGCAGCGAUGUACCGGUCGUCUUGCGGCCCGUCAAGGAACGUCCCGGGGAGUACCUCCUGGUCGGGGAAGCAUAUGUCCACGGGCUUGCCCGAUGCCACGGCAUGGACAACAUCGGCCCGGGGGUUGGAGGCAACUCGCCCGAGCGCGACUUCGUGUUGGUCUAG